This is a messenger RNA of Lepidothrix coronata (blue-crowned manakin), 2311 nucleotides long. Its product is annotated as ephrin type-B receptor 2. NCBI's taxonomy places the organism in Eukaryota, Metazoa, Chordata, Aves, Passeriformes, Pipridae. Gene Ontology annotation, molecular function: protein binding; transmembrane-ephrin receptor activity; ATP binding. The coding region runs from base 16 to 1656 and encodes 546 amino acids. Gene Ontology annotation, cellular component: neuron projection. Gene Ontology annotation, biological process: angiogenesis; axon guidance; protein phosphorylation. The record is from RefSeq and is a predicted model, not a curated record. The transcript is spliced from 11 exons.
UCUGCUGUGUCCAUCAUGCACCAGGUGAGCCGCACCGUUGACAGCAUCACCCUCUCCUGGUCCCAGCCUGACCAGCCCAAUGGAGUCAUCCUGGACUACGAGCUGCAGUAUUACGAGAAGGAUCUGAGCGAGUUGAACUCGACCACAGUGAAAAGCCCCACCAACACUGUAGCAGUGCAGAACCUCAAAGCUGGCACCAUCUACGUGUUCCAGGUGCGGGCACGGACUGUGGCCGGGUACGGCCGCUACAGUGGGAAGAUGUACUUCCAGACCAUGACUGAAGCUGAAUACCAGACCAGUGUCCAGGAGAAGCUGCCGCUCAUCAUCGGCUCCUCGGCGGCGGGGCUGGUGUUCCUCAUCGCCGUGGUCGUCAUCGGCAUCGUGUGCAACAGAAGAAGGGGCUUUGAGCGCGCGGACUCCGAGUACACCGACAAGCUGCAGCACUAUACCAGUGGCCACAUGACUCCAGGGAUGAAGAUCUACAUCGAUCCGUUCACCUACGAAGACCCCAACGAGGCUGUCAGGGAGUUUGCAAAAGAAAUCGAUAUCUCCUGUGUCAAAAUCGAGCAGGUGAUCGGGGCAGGGGAGUUUGGCGAGGUGUGCAGUGGGCAUCUCAAGCUUCCUGGCAAGAGGGAGAUCUUUGUGGCCAUCAAGACCCUCAAGUCUGGUUACACGGAGAAGCAGAGGCGGGACUUCCUGAGCGAGGCCAGCAUCAUGGGCCAGUUUGACCACCCCAACGUCAUCCACCUGGAGGGCGUGGUGACCAAGAGCUCCCCAGUCAUGAUCAUCACCGAGUUCAUGGAGAACGGCUCCCUGGACUCCUUCCUGCGGCAAAACGACGGGCAGUUCACGGUGAUCCAGCUGGUGGGGAUGCUGAGGGGCAUUGCUGCGGGCAUGAAGUACCUGGCAGACAUGAACUACGUGCACCGGGACCUGGCUGCCCGAAACAUCCUGGUCAACAGCAACCUGGUCUGCAAAGUGUCCGACUUUGGCCUCUCCCGCUUCCUGGAGGACGACACCUCUGAUCCCACCUACACCAGCGCCCUGGGUGGGAAGAUCCCCAUACGAUGGACAGCUCCUGAGGCAAUUCAGUACCGCAAAUUCACCUCAGCCAGCGACGUGUGGAGCUACGGAAUUGUCAUGUGGGAGGUGAUGUCCUACGGAGAGCGGCCCUACUGGGACAUGACCAACCAAGAUGUGAUAAAUGCCAUUGAGCAGGACUAUCGGCUGCCACCGCCCAUGGAUUGCCCAAAUGCCCUUCACCAGCUAAUGCUGGACUGUUGGCAGAAGGAUCGAAACCACAGGCCCAAAUUUGGGCAAAUUGUCAACACCUUGGACAAAAUGAUCCGAAAUCCAAACAGCCUGAAAGCCAUGGCACCUCUCUCCUCUGGGAUGAACCUCCCCCUCCUGGACCGCACAAUCCCGGAUUAUUCCAGCUUCAACACUGUGGAUGAAUGGCUGGAUGCCAUCAAGAUGAGCCAGUACAAGGAGAGCUUUGCCAGUGCUGGCUUCACCACCUUUGAUGUAGUAUCUCAGAUGACUGUAGAGGACAUUCUGCGAGUUGGGGUCACUUUAGCAGGACACCAGAAGAAAAUUCUGAACAGUAUCCAGGUGAUGAGGGCACAGAUGAACCAAAUUCAGUCUGUGGAGGUUUGAUGGCUGCGUGUCCUCCUCCUCCUCCUCCUCUUCCUCAAGGCCCUGCUCCCCUUCACCCCUGUAAUGUCCAAGCUCCAGUUCUUGAGUGUUCUGCAUGGACCAGAGACAGGCAGCUGCUCUGAGGAUUAGGGCAGCAGGAAGGAACACCCUGUCCUCAAAAAAAGGUCGCCAAGAGCUUCAAGAAUUUAAGUAAUGGAAAAAGGGAACAAAAGGAAAAAAAAAAAAGACAAUUAUUUUGAAAAACAAAAACAAAACAACAAACUAUGAAAUAUUUUUAAAUAAUAAUAAAGCAAUUGCAUUCUUGAAAAGGGCUCCAAGACCAAUGGGAGUCUCCAAAGGAAGAGAAAAGAGCAGCUUCAUGUUUCCCCUUGCACAAGGCUGCUGCAGCUGGGCCCAGGCACCUCUGGAGAGAUGAGACUUUUUCAGGAAGAGGAAUGCAAAGGAAGGCCACAGAAGCACAUCCUUUCCUCUCCCAUGGGCUGUGGCUCUGGGAAUGGCGUGCAGCCCUCCCCCAAAAGCCCCUGUGAGCAAAUCAGAGGGGGAAGAGCUGAAGCUCUUUGGUGCUGUGGAGUGCAUCUCAGAAACUGGUGGACUUCUUCAAAAGCUGAAGACUUUUUUUUUUUUUUUCUAAAAAAAAAAAAAAAAAAACCACCAC